Messenger RNA from Elaeis guineensis (African oil palm), 1336 nucleotides. NCBI's taxonomy places the organism in Eukaryota, Viridiplantae, Streptophyta, Magnoliopsida, Arecales, Arecaceae. The record is from RefSeq and is a predicted model, not a curated record.
UUGUUUGUGUACGUGUAAAGAAGAAGCUAAAAAACAGAGUCGGUUAAAAGGCGAAAGAAAGGAAGUAUAAACUUUGCCGCAGCGCAAAGGCGAAUCUUCCCGAAGAUUUCCCCUCGCCGGCCCUUCUUCCAGCCUUCUCCCUCUCUACCCGAAUUUUGACAGUCAUGCAGCUAUAUCAUCAUCCAUACUCCAUGGAAAGCCAGAAAGUGCGGCUAGCAUUGGAAGAGAAAGGAAUUGAUUAUACAUCAUACAAUGUUAACCCUCUAACAGGAAAGAACAUGGAUGCCUCAUUCUUUCACAUGAAUCCAUCUGCAAAACUUCCUGUCUUUCAAAAUGGUGCCCACAUCAUUUUUCGAGCCAUUGAUAUAGUUCAGUACAUAGACAGACUUGCGGUCUCUCUAAAUGGUGAGGAUAAACCCAUUAGUAGUGAAGUUAUGGAAUGGAUGCAAAAGAUCGAAGGUUGGAGUUCAAAGAUAUUCACCCUUUCUCAUGUCCCUGACAAGUGUCGCCUAUUUGUUUCCAAAUUUGUUCGGCGAGUGGUGAUUGCUCGCAUGGCUGAAGCUCCUGAUCUGGCCAGUAUGUAUCAUCUGAAACUUCAAGAGGCCUAUGAUACUGAAGACAAAGUGAAGAAUCCUGAUAUUGUGAAACAGAGCGAGGAAAAACUGGCUGAACUUCUUGAUAAUGCAGAAAUGCAACUGAAUGAGACAAAAUAUAUCGCUGGCGAUGAAUUCACCAUGGCUGAUUCCAUGUUUAUUCCAGUGCUGGCUCGUAUAACUCUUCUAAAUCUGGAAAAGGAGUACAUCAGUUGCAGGCCAAAUAUAGCAGAGUACUAUAACUUGGUGAAGCACAGACCUAGUUAUAAAGUGGUCAUUGGAAAGUAUUUCUCAGGAUGGAGAAAGCACAGGACAUUUAUGAAGACCUUGUUCUUUCUUGGCAUAAGAAGUUUGUUUAGAAGGUACUAGAUAUUGGUACUACCAAAGGUUGUUUGGGAGAAGCAUCUGAAGGCGACUGCUUGAAGGAAAAAGAAAAUGUAUAAUAGAAGCAAGAGUUGGAAUAUUAGUGAUAUGUGUUCCUCUAAUAUUUUUUGAAGGAACUUUUUGAAUAAUAAACCAAGGGUGUUCUUAAUGAGGUCAGAUCCAGUUGGUUAGAUUGACUUGCUCUCUAGUGGAUUGCAUGGUUUUGCUGCUGCUCUCUCCUUAAAUUGUGUUUUUAUAUUCCAUGUAUGCGAAAAAUCAUCCUUUUGUAUAAUGAUGUUUUUUCUUCUUUCUUGAGAUGUGUCUCUUGCAAAGGUGGCAAUUGUGUUGCUAUGUAUUUUCUUGAAGAGUUUGUUUGUAAA